Parnassius apollo (apollo) is the source of this 252-nucleotide messenger RNA. The record is from the annotation of a GenBank genome assembly. Lineage: Eukaryota; Metazoa; Arthropoda; Insecta; Lepidoptera; Papilionidae.
AUGCAAUAUGUGGCAUUACGACAAUCGAAGAAGGAUAUGGGUCAGGAGUUCUAUGCUUAUUAUUCUAAAAAAGAAGAGAACAUUAAAAAGCAAAGGGAAGAUGUUUCACAAAACUUAAAAAGAUCUGCUGAUAAAAUGAAAGAAACUUGUUCGAAGAAAUUCAAGGAUGUAUUCGUUGGUUCCACCGUUUUGAUUGAUGUACCAAAAGUAGACAAAGGUCUACUACAAAUAGUAUUAGAGGGAUUGUAUUAG